Molecule: messenger RNA, 2273 nt
Organism: Pteropus alecto (black flying fox)
Lineage: Eukaryota; Metazoa; Chordata; Mammalia; Chiroptera; Pteropodidae
Gene: PRSS33
Product: serine protease 33
Exons: 5
Coding region: 323-1153 (276 amino acids)
Biological process (GO): proteolysis
Molecular function (GO): serine-type endopeptidase activity
Source: RefSeq, a predicted model, not a curated record
GUGACAGCAGGGACCAGGGGCUUCCAGGGCAGGUGGGGGUAGCUGUCAGGCAAUAGAGGAUGGGGAAGGGGCCAGGUUCCAAGGCUCUCCUGGAGGUCUGGGGUGCCCAAAUCUCUCAGGGGGAUGGGGGGACAGGGGUGGUCCUUGGGGUCUGGGCAGAGGGAAGCAGAUAGAACCUGGGCCAUGAUAGGUCUGGGAUCAACUAGGGUCUGAGUGAAGACAGAAGGGCCUCUGCGGGUGCCUAGUGCUCUGGGCUAGGACCUUGCCCUCUCUCUGCAGGCUCUCACCAGAGUCCAACCCCUGAGCCAGUCCUGAAGACAGAAUGAAGGAGUCUUCCUGUCUCCCCGUCCUGCUCCUACUGGUACUGGGUGAGUGGAGGAGGGGAGGGGCCUGCGGGCAGCCUCGUGUGUUCAGUCGGAUUGUGGGGGGCCAGGACGCCCGGGCCGGAGAGUGGCCGUGGCAGGCGAGCAUCCAGCACCGCGGGGCGCACGUGUGCGGCGGCUCGCUCAUCGCCCCCCAGUGGGUGCUGACAGCAGCGCACUGCUUCCCGAGGCAGGCGCUGCUUUCUGAGUACCGCGUGCGCCUCGGGGCGCUGCACCUGGGUCCUGCCUCGCCCCGCGCUCUCUUGGUGCCCGUGCGGAGGAUGCUGCUGUCCCCGGACUACUCCGAAGACAGGGCCCGCGGCGACCUGGCGCUGCUGCAGCUGCACCGACCCGUGCCCCUAAGCUCCCGAGUCCAGCCCGUCUGCCUGCCAGAGCCCAGGGCCCACCUGCCACCGGGUACUCUGUGCUGGGUCACUGGCUGGGGCAGCCUCCACCCAGGAGUGCCACUCCCGGAGUGGCGACCUCUGCAGGGAGUAAGGGUGCCAUUGUUGGAUUCGCACACCUGUGACCGCCUCUAUCACGUGGGCACCAACGUGCCCCUUGCUCAGCACAUAGUGCUCCCGGGGAAUCUGUGUGCUGGCUACGUCCAGGGCCACAAGGAUGCCUGCCAGGGUGACUCGGGGGGACCCCUGACCUGCUUGAAGUCUGGGCGCUGGGUCUUGGCAGGCGUGGUGAGCUGGGGCAAAGGUUGUGCCCUGCCCAACCGUCCAGGUGUCUAUACCAAUGUGGCCAUUUACAGCCCCUGGAUUCAGGCUUGCCUCAGCCUUUGAUGUGGUGACACUCACUGACCUGGAAUCAGAUGCUACCUGGUACAUCUUGGGACCUGCACAUUCCCUCAACCCUGCCACUUCUGACUUGAGAUUCAGAGGCCUGAUAAAGCUAAGGGGCCAUCUUUCCAUCCAUCUAUCCAUCCCCUGCCUCCUCCUCCUUGGGGCUCACCAAACCAGAGCUGCCAGCCCCCCCUCCAGGAGCCUCCCACGUGUCAGGGUCUCAAACCCCUACUUUCCCCUUCCUGUUCAUUUAUCCUCUACAGCUCCAGCCAGGGCUGGGGCUGAAUACUCAGAGAUAGGCAAGUAAGCUAGUGCCCAGCCUGGCCUGUGUGCCCCUUUUUUUUCUGGAGGAACCCAGGGAGGUUCAAAGUGUGGAGGGAUUUAGUGCCAAGGUUCAAAGUGUGGAGGGAUUUAGUUCUCCCAUCACUAGCUUUGAAGAUGGUAGGGAGAGGGUGUGUCACGUGGCAAGGAACUGCAAGCAGCCUCCAGGAGCUGAGGGCAGCCCUGGCUGACUUUAGGAAGAGGGAAACCUCAGUGGUACAAUCGCAAGAAACUGAAUCUGGCCAACACCCGACAGAGCAUGGAAACAAACUUUCCCCCUAGCAUCCAGAUGAGAGCCCAUCAGGUCAACCCAGCUGAGUCCACCCAGACUUUCAGCCCCCAAAACUGUGACUUAAUAAAUUUGUCUUGUUUUAAGCUGCUGUUUGUAGUCAUUGGUCACACAGCAAGAGGAAAUAAAUCUAGAUUUUACCCACUACAAUGGAGGUACCUGGGAGUGGGGUGGCCUCCACCAGGCUCAGGAAUAAGGGCCACCUGGCAUCAUAACCUCUGCCCAAGAGGCGCAAGGAGCCCUUGGGCAGGCCUGGCUGGAGUUUCUGCCUUCCUGUUUCUGUUACCCCAUCAUUCCUGGAGUAAGUCUGGGGCUGUACCCUAGUCUUGGCCAGAACCUCCAGGCCCAGGACUCCCCCACACACCUGUGUCUGGAGACCAGCCUAGACCCUUUACAGCUCCCUGCCCACCUUCAUGUACCUGGGACCUGCCAUCUUCUCAUUUCUAGGCCAAGGAUCACCCAUCCCUGUAGACAGAGCUCAGUUUCUAGAACUGCUGAAGGAACAAGAAA